AUGGGCUUUGCAAGAGCAAGCAUACUGAUAGUUAUUUGUCUGUUCGUUUACGUCACAAUCAGUUCGGCAAACCCUUUGUAUGAGUGUUCUGGUAAUGACUGCCGCUUUGAGGUUCAACGGCAGGGAGUCAAUGAAGAUGAAAAUUUCACAUUUGUUCUGACUGCGGAAGAUGGGCCAAUCAUUGUGGAGUUUACUAAGUCGAGUUUGCCUACAAUCCCGACGUCACUUUUCGAUGGUGAUAAUGGAAACAGAAUAACCCAACUGUACGUACCUGUAGCCGGAGUGAUAGCCAUACAUCCAGAUACAUUUGCCCAAGCGCGUGCAUUGGAAAUACUUAAUUUGGUUAAAAACCCCAUCAAGGAACUGGACCGUAAUCCGUUUGCCAAUGCGAAAAAUUUAACAAUUUUCCGAAUUCGUGGCAAUCAGAUCGCUACUAUCAGCGAGACUACCUUUCAAGGAUUGUCGAGGUUGUUAGAAAUUGAUCUGCGUAAUAACAACAUACGAAAACUUCCACCCAAGCUGUUCGCUGGCCUAAGAAAUCUGGAGCGACUAUUUUUAGCUGAUAAUCGUCUGAAGGAUCUGGAGGAUCAUCUGUUUGACGAUCUGCUAUCAUUGGAGAUACUUUCCCUGGAAAGAAACGACAUCGAAAAACUCACCAGCAAUGUCUUCGUUGGUACGCCUCAGCUUAAAAUGCUCGAUUUGCAAGGCAAUCGGAUCGCUUCGAUCGACCCGGAAGUGUUCAAGCCAUUGUUAGAGCUGGCUUAUAUGAUUUUAAACUCGAACAAUCUGAAGACUCUCUCACCGGAAACAUUCUCACCGCUCAGUAUGUUGGCUUAUCUGGAUUUGUCGAAUAACUUGAUGCAGGCAUUGCCGAAGGAUUUGUUCCGGGACACCGUUAACCUAGAAUCAUUACUCCUAAACAAUAAUUCAAUUACUCAUCUUGAUCCUGACACUUUCAACACAUUGGAAGGGUUGGAAAGAUUGGAGUUGCAGUACAACCGGUUACAAACUCUAGAUGUAGCAUUGUUUAACAGCUUGGGCAAGUUGGAUUACUUGCAAUUGGAGAACAACAAUCUACGUCACAUCAAACCCGGCACAUUUGAUCAUUUAACGAAGCUGAAAACACUGAUCCUGGAUGAUAAUGGCAUAUCUUCCAUAGAUGAUGGCACGUUCCGGAAACUUGAAUCCGUUGCCGUACUUGAGCUGAGCAACAAUCACAUCAAAGCUUUAACAAAUCGUUCUCUGGAAGGAUUAAACCAAUUGGAGGUACUCGAAUUGGAUGGUAACGAAAUCAGGACGAUCGACGAGGGUUUUUUUUGCGCGCAUGAACAAUUGGAGACUGUAAUGCUCAAGGGAAACAAGCUUAGUCGUGUGCAUCCCGAAGCAUUCAACUGUUUGAAAAAGUUGGAAGACCUCAACCUCAGCGGGAAUCGUCUGCAAAACAUUUCGUUGUAGCUCGAAAGCCUAACCAAGCUCGACCUGUCCAACAAUCGGUUCCACAACCUAUCGGAAAAUCUUUUUCUAGGUGUGACCAAUCUUGGAGAGCUGAAUAUGGAUAAUAAUCAUCUGGAGGCCAUCCCGAAAGGAAUAACGAAACUGUCGUUAUUAAGAAUUUUGUCGCUGAGAAACAACAACAUCAAUUCAACCUCUGUCGAUAAGCGAUGGCGAGCUUUGUUUCAAUUGUACCUAUCAAAUAAUGAGAUUGAACACAUUUCCGUAGCACAUUAUCCGAGGUUGCAUAAAUUAGACCUCGACAAGAACCGGAUUACGGACAUCAAAGAGGAUACAUUUGCUGGAACCAUGUACCUUCGCGAAUUGAAUUUAGCGGAAAAUCGAAUAACUGGACCUUUAGAAAACCGCUUCGUAGAUGGGAUGAGGAGCCUCCGAUUGGACGGAAAUCCUCUAAAUCGUAUUACAAAUGGCUCGUUUGAAAUUUUAAAUCAUGAAACAAAGUUGUUGUCGCUGAAAAACACAGGCCUGAGCAGUCUCGGUAACGAUUCUAUUGCAUUCCUAUCCGUACUGGAAACUCUGGAUCUGUCUGGAAACGCAAUUUCCCAAGUGGGACACAAUAAUUUGGAUGGCAUUGAUGAGUUGACAAGAUUCUAUUUAAACGACAAUAAGGGAGUGAGCAUUGAAGAUUUGAGUGGUUUAAAUAAGUUCAAUCGACUGGAGGAACUUUCGAUUUCUGCGGAUAGUUGGAUUGUUCCCAAUAAUUUUCUGAGCAAUAAAACAUCGCUCAAGAAGCUGUACAUGCAGGGCUCCCGAUUUUCCAGCAUACCAGCAGAUUUCUUCCAGGCCUGUUCUAUCUCAUUAGAUGUUUUAACGAUAUCAAACAACAACGACUUGUCGACGCUUCCCACACAUUUCUUCAAAGAUGUCCCAUGGCUCCAGGAGCUGACGCUAUCAACCAACAACUUGACCACGUUGGAGCCGAAAGUAUUUGAUCCUGUGUUUAACCUGAAAUAUUUGGAUCUUUCCAGCAAUCCGUUGAAAACGUUGGACAAAGAUUUGUUCCAGGAAACCAGCAGACUCGCAACUCUGAAGCUACAAAAUAUAAAGGUUACUAACCUUUCGAUCGGCAUUUUUGAUAGUCUUGACCAACUGAUCACCCUGGAUCUGAGCAGUAAUCAACUAUCCACAUUGCCAAAUGGAAUCUUCCAUAAUCUGUUCUCUCUAGAAAGCCUUUCUUUGGAGAACAAUGCUAUCGAACAGUUGGACCCUGCCGUUUUCGAGGGAGCUUUGCGGUUGAAGAGUAUCUUCCUCGCCCACAACAAGUUAAGCACUCUGCACCCUCACCUCUUCAGCAACUUGUUGCGAAUUGACACACUUAAUCUGGGUUACAACAAGUUCGUGAGCUUCGACCUGACGACCACAGACUUCCAGGACACACUGAAAAACCUCAACAUAGAUGGGAAUGGCCUUACAUCGCUGAAAAUCUCACCAACCCUUGAGAUUUUAUCAGCAGCUGACAACCAACUGUCCAGGAUCGAAGUUAAUCAAACGAGCGGCUCAUCCAGCGCACUCACCCAGCUUUCCGUCCAACGCAAUCGGUUCAACAACUUUAACAAUUUUGUGCAGUUUAAAUCUCUGGUCGAUCUGGAUGUCUCCUUCAACGACUUUAGCGAGCUGGAUAUUGGCACUAUCUCUACGAAGCUGCAGGAUCUUCGCAAGCUGAACGUAUCGAACAGUCACGUACAACAGAUAAAAUCGGAUGGAAUCAACACUCAAGAGAGUCUUACACAUGUGGACAUUUCGAACAACAAUCUUACGAGCCUGGAAUUGAAAGCAUUCGAAAAGUUCUCUUCGCUGGAGCACUUUAUCUUCACUGGAAACUAA
Molecule: messenger RNA, 3336 nt
Organism: Anopheles coustani
Lineage: Eukaryota; Metazoa; Arthropoda; Insecta; Diptera; Culicidae
Product: toll-like receptor 6
Exons: 2
Molecular function (GO): protein binding
Source: RefSeq, a predicted model, not a curated record